Molecule: messenger RNA, 1567 nt
Organism: Lingula anatina
Lineage: Eukaryota; Metazoa; Brachiopoda; Lingulata; Lingulida; Lingulidae
Biological process (GO): positive regulation of transcription by RNA polymerase II
Cellular component (GO): nucleus
Molecular function (GO): RNA polymerase II cis-regulatory region sequence-specific DNA binding; DNA-binding transcription factor activity, RNA polymerase II-specific
Source: RefSeq, a predicted model, not a curated record
GGAAAGCGCAGUAAAUCCUCGAAAGGCAGCUGCCGCUGUCUGUGCGCGAGUGUGAGAACGCUGGUUCAAUUUAAGAACUGAGCUUGACAGUAGCCGACCCAAAACGACACCGAGCACCGCGGUAUAGUCAAGAAACCAUCUGGUAGUUUCAGAUAAGGUUACUAUUUCAAAAGGUUUCGCCAGAAAGCCGGAGGAGCGAUAGGCUUAAGGUAAAUUCCGGCCUGACAACCGAGUCCCUUAUUAUCCCGGCGAUUCUUUCAGCAGAACCGAUUACUGUUUAAGUUAAAUACCGCUUUGACAGCUGAACUUACUGAGAAAAGCGUUCGAAACCGCUGGGGGAAGUCGAGUGGUCUUGCAAUUAAGCCCCAUCAGAGGCCCGAGGAAAGCUGGAACUGCAAUUAUAGAUUACAUUUCAGAGCACACAACCGAAAGAUAAUAACUUUAUAUGAAAGCCGCCGCCGUCGUCGAGAAGCGCAGGAUUUUUUACCACCCUCCAGACUUUUUCCAGGCAGUCCAUAAGCCAUUUGAGCCAUGGACCAAAGAAUGUACAUGAACACAGCGCCCGCCCUCCAUCACUACCCGCAUAGUCUAGCCAGCACAUACAGCCUUCAUCAGACUCUACAGAGACCCUCUGCUUUGCCCACCCUGUACAGUGGGGGCAGUUUUGCUUAUGCCGGGACAGAACCAUGGGGUCUACCGCACCCCUCGGGCAUGACAAACGGAUUAAGCCCGCAGUUAACGCGGGAACACCAGGAAUAUUUACAGAGUAGUCAUGGCAGUGGGGGAGGAGGAGGGGGACACGUUGGACUUAGUUCUUCGCAGACGCGUGCGGACUCUGGUUCACUGGGACCGUAUCACGUCCCCCCUGGGCACGCGCAUAGCGGAGGGCUGGGGAGUUACUCGUCGCCGUAUGACAGUAUUACGGGUUCCCCGCCCAUUCGCUCUGCAGGCUCGCCGAAGGACGUGAAUGGGAAUUCCACCUCAAAAUCCCCGACUACCUCAGACUCUGGCGCCUCCUAUCAGUUAGAUUUAUCUGCGAAGCCAAGAAAAGAGAGGACUGCUUUUACCAAAUACCAAAUUAAAGAGUUAGAAAAAGAGUUUUCUGUCCACAAUUAUUUAACAAGAUUACGAAGAUACGAAAUUGCAGUUUCGUUGGAUUUGACAGAACGACAGGUUAAAGUGUGGUUUCAGAACCGCCGUAUGAAGUGGAAGCGGGUCAAAGGAACGCAGAUGGUCAAGGACAAAGUGACCGGUCAGUUAAAGCCCGUGGAUUCCCUCCCUUCGUCUGUAGGAGACUCAAUAACGACGCAUGGUCAGAUCUCACCCACGGCCAGCCAAGGCAGCCAGGGGGCGCCUUAUGAUGACCAACACGCGCCUAUACAGAGGAGUCCUUUCAGUAAAGAACAACAGUGAACUCUUGUCUUCUAGUUAACUUCAUACGAUCUAAUUACAGGACAGCAACGAGCAUUGUGCCAAGUUUUCAUGAAGUUUGGAACAGUUGGGAAAAUUACAGCAGCACUGUGUGUAUUCACCCUAAAGUAUAAAGCAGAGAAAGACCUCGGUACAA